This is a messenger RNA of Stegostoma tigrinum, 6201 nucleotides long. RefSeq lists its product as uncharacterized. The record is from RefSeq and is a predicted model, not a curated record. The coding region runs from base 983 to 2971 and encodes 662 amino acids. NCBI's taxonomy places the organism in Eukaryota, Metazoa, Chordata, Chondrichthyes, Orectolobiformes, Stegostomatidae. The transcript is spliced from 8 exons.
UGAACUGCCUGCUGGAACCGAUACCGUCAUGUUGUGCAAAGACCCUCACAGUGUUAUUAGGAGGGAGUUCAAAAGGGUUUGGACAUAACGUCAGCGAAAGAAAAGCCAAUAUAUUUCUCCAGCCAGAAUGAUGUGAGUUGUUAUAGUUCAUGGGUCCUAGACGGUUUACUCUGCAGACAAUGUAGCAAACACAGUGAUACCAAGGUCAGAUCACCAGACACAAUGUGACAGAUCGAAAACGCACUGCAUUUUUGCAACAUUGAACACAGAAUUUUGACUCGAACCAACAACUAUUCCUGGGAAUAACUCGAUAAGAUCUGCGGAGCCACAAGUGAGGCUGUGUCUCUCUGGUUCAAAAAGGUCCCUAUAGGGGGCCCACAUCUCGCUUUCUGCACAGGCAAGCAGAUUUAUUGCCGUUUUAAGGAGAGCCUAGGCUGGGGCGCGUCCGCCUGCGUGAUCGCGCUCGCUCCACGGCCGACGGCGCGCGUCUGUGGAUCCAGGUGAAUGAAGUAGUCGGGCAGGAACACCAUGGAACAGAACUCCGCUGGCAAACUGCUGUGGAUCCUCACUUUGGGGACAGUUUGUGUAUGUAGUGUGGAGCCUACAUCCCGCAGGUAUUGACUGUUCUUUGGAAAGCGACUCCUUUGUAAACUUGUGAAAACCGUUUGAUGAGUUUUCAAAAGCUCGUUCAGUUUCAGCGAAGCCAAUAUUCGCGAUAUUAAUCUGUUUCACUUUGAAGCAAAGUUUGUAAAUCAACCAUUGUGCCUGGGUUUAUUACACAUGUGGAGCUGUUGUUGAUUCCGAAGCUCAAGGCAUUAUCCUCUCACCUGGUUUUCCCACAAGUUACGUUCCAGGCACUCACUGUUUGUGGCAGUUCUUCAUCCCCGCUGGUGUUCGUCUUGUUUUGGAAGUUUUUGAUUUUGACGUGUUUGAGAGUCAACAUAAUGCUAAAUCUCUACUUGGUGACCAAUCAACUCCUGUGAUGACAAAUGGAGGGAGAUCUGUUUCUGGGCCAUCAGAAAAAAGGGGAACUGUCCAGAGUCGAGAAUCCAAUGACUUAUAUCCUCACGCAAAGGAAUAUGUUCAAAGUGGAAGAAGAAGGAUAUUGUUUAAUGAGACAAAUGUGUCUAAUUCGAAACGUUUUGAAGGAGACUACUCUAUGACCCAUUCCUAUAAAGCUAAAGACAAACAAGUAGUGGCACAGGAAGAGUCCGCAACAUUAGAAAUGGUUAAGAUGCCACCAUUAAAGCAGGAUUUCGUAAGCACAGACUCUUGGCUUGGCAAAUUGAACAAGAAUGAUUCUGAAAAGUCAAAUCUGAGUGUUCCACAUACAGGUUUUGGCAGUUACCAAGACAUGAAUGCAGACCCACAACUCAACAGCGAAUGGGUCCAAAAAGGUGAAAAGAGGCUUGCAAUUGACCAGCGUCAGGAACAGCAAGUAAAUGAUUUGACUGAGUUCACAGUGACCCCUGUGACAAAAGUGACACCCCUCAUCCCUCCAGAGAUCUGCCCAAAUGAUGUUUUAUACAUUUCGGACCUGAUUACAUUCUCUGCCCGAUUUUGUGGGGCCAAUAGCCCCAUCAACAAGACGUUGAUGUUUGGCUCUUCCCUAGAGAUGGUGGAGGUGGUGGUGGAGCUGAUCACCACCACAGACCGGGGCCGUGGCUUCCUGCUACUCUACCAGUUUAAAACUGGCACAGACCCUGAUCUUCGGACCUUGGUAAAGCACGGGGAACAAGACAACCUCAUUCAUUUCCUAGUCAUUGCUAGCAUUGCUAUCUUAUCGGCAGUUCUUCUGGUUGCGCUCUGCCAUACCUGGAGGAAAAAGGCUCAUUGUAAAGGAGGUCAUUCCCAUUGCUCAAGGAGGCAUGAGAAUGGGAUCCAGAAUUCUGCAGUUGAUAUCGGAGAAAUGCAGCUUGUGGCCAACAGGACAAACCAGGAGGUCUCGUUAGAAAAUGAAAACAACAAUCACAGCAUCAGUCUCGGGGGAAUGGGUAAUUCAAACCGCACUGAUGUGGAAAUGGCCUCCAGUGAGUCAGCAGUGACAGAGACUGGGAGUGAUGAGAUCUUUGUGAUUUCAACUGGUCUCAGCCUGGGCAAUUUACAUUUCUCCAGCUUUAAAACAAAGGUCCCCAAGAGAAGCCCAAUGCGUUCAUCUCCCACAUGUGAUUGGCUCGCGCCGGAUCUCCUGGUUUCGGAAGGAGAGAAGCCACCGUUGAUUAGAAAAGGUGAAAGUGGAGGAGCCUCCCCAACCCAACAAUGCGCCUGGAGCAUCCGGAACUUCCAUGAUGCUUUGGGGCCAUUGCCGCAGCCACCAAGAGAUUGGCGUGACUGGAUGAAUACAAGUUCAUUUACAAAACUGGUGGAGAAUUGUGGCACUGGCAACUCACCAAGUGGCCACCACAUUGAGAACAAGCGGAAAGUUGUGUCUGAUAUGCAGUUGGAAACAGAAUUGGAGCAAACAUAUGAUUCUUCAGGAAGUGCUGCUUCUUAUCCACUCGCUCAAUCUGCACAGAGCCAUCGUGGGCUCUUCACAGGCACCAACCUGAGAAAAGCCUGGUUUGGAAGUCCCUGCUUUGGCUUCCGGCCAAACGCACGUCAGCACAACUUGAGCGUAACCACUAACUGUGACAACCGUACAUGCCAGCAACCAGAUCCACAACCUGUGCCAUCCCAUCAAGGUCCCAGGUUCUUCACAGACAGCUCUGUGUCCAACAACAUCAAGAGUCUCCACUCUGACUCAACCAAAACCAGGCAUCUGGCAAAUCAGUCAGAUCGAAAAACCCUGACAAAGCCAGUUUUUGUCAUUUCAGAAGUGAAUGAAGAUCGACAACCUCUGGUAAAAUCUCUACAUCCUGCUGGCCUGUCUGGUAAUCUAGCCCAGUUUGAAGAAGUUACACUUGACAAAGUUAAGAAAGCUUCAGAUGUACAGGAACGGAAUCAUCCAAUUAAUGCGGCAUCUUUAAAGUAAUUCCAACCUACAAUUCUAUCCGGAGGAUAAAUUUGCAAGCUUCUCCUAUCAACAUAAUGAUGUCUGAGAAGGGCAAAGCUGUAUCUUGCUAAUUGAGACAACUGGGGCUGACCUACCAGGUCUGAGAAAGGCACCAGCUCUUAAAACAAAGUCAUAAAAGUGAUGACCUACAGCAUAACCUAUAGUUACUUGACAUCAGUGAUAAAAUAUUGUGUUAAGACAAUAGUGCUAUAGGAAGUGGUUUCAAUCUUUCACUGACAACUGGUUGGAUUCUCUCAAAAACAACUAUCCAUAGAUUCUUCUCACCCAGAUCCUGAAGAUUGGGUCUCAUGGCUAAAGUGACAAAAUUUCAUUAGACUUCUUCGGCUUUCCAUUUAAGAAGCAAAGAAGAGGUCAGGAUUACAGAUCUAUAUUUAAUUUGAGCUAAACAAACUUUACAUCUCAACUAUAUUCUGCACAGCUUCUCCAGCUAGCUGACAAUUUUAAAAUAUAAAUAAGUGGACAUCAUCAAAUCUCUUUCUCAUGUCUGUGGUAAAUGUUUAUUCAUGAAAAUCCUGCCCAAUUUAUUGAGCAGCAGUAAAAUUCUAGAAGAAAGCUGCCACUUCCAGUGCGAGUGAUUUUUAUUUUUAAAUGAGUAUUAAGAUUUUUUUGAAGAGGUGAAAUUCAAUAAGAAACAGCAACAAGCAGACAGUUGAUAAAAGGAAAACGGAUUCAAAAUCACCUGUGAACAUUCACCAGUAAAAAAAGAGUCAGGUCGGAGAGGUGUGUGCACACUGCUCCACAUGGAAAUGUUUGUCUCAUUUUUCUAGUACUCCUGCACCCUCUUGUCUAUCCCGUUGUUUGCCAAUCUUUGACAGGUGAAAACCAAAUUGUAAUAAAGCCACAGGACACGAAGCUAAGGCAAGAAUCUAAUUAAUGAUUUGAGGGUCGUCAGUUGGCAACUUAUCUUUGAAAUUAACUAUUAUUGCUUGUUUUCAUUUUCAUUCCAAUAAACUGCAACUUAUCUCAAAAAAUCAAGUAUCAAAACUGUGAAAUGAUUAGAUUGUAAACAAGAAUUUUAUAUUUUUACACAUGACUGCACUUUUAUCCACAGUAUUUUCUCCCUCCAUGUUGGUUAAAAUAGUAAAAUUCCACACAUGGCACUUCGACUGGGACCAAAUCAAAAGUUACUGGGAAAUUACUGGCAGCAUCUGUGAAGAAAAAGUAGAGUGUUAAUAUUUCAGGUCCAGUGACCCUUCCUUGGAACUGGAGUGGGACUGGACAGUCAUCCAAUGAAAAACAGGGUUUGAAACUUUAGACACUUUGCCAGUUAUUUGAAUCAGUUGUUUAAUAGUAGGCUUCCCCCCUCCCCCCCAUUGCAUGUUUCACUUGCAGUUUAAAGUGAAUGGCAGUGAAGAGUUGGCUCAUAGACAGCUAAGUCAUUUAAUCAAAUUUUCAUUGGCUACGUUAACAUGAUAGACAAACUGUAUUAAUAGCCUAGUUCAUGUUUUAUAUUCUCUCUCAUAAUUCUACACUAGUCCUUGGAAUAGAACAAUACACAAGGCCGUUCAGCCAGAUGGGUCUAUCAGCUGUCUAUGCUCUGGUUACUUCCAUGGCCUACCUUAUUUUCCAGGAUUUUUCAUCCAUAUUUAUCCAGUAUCAUUUCAAACACUACCACCAAAUCUCCAUCCAACGUCCUCAGUGGAUUUUUAAAUAGUAUUCAAAAAAAGAAGCUCUCCCAAUUUCACCUUUGGUAAAAUGAACUUAAACUUAAAUUGUGUCAUCUGGUUACCAUCUCUCCUGUCAGCAGAAACCCUUUCUCCUGAUCACUUAAGAAAUUACGAAAGGUUUUGAUAUUCCACAACCCGGUCCUCUCCUCAGUCAGCCAGUCCCAGUAGGAGAAGAAAUAGUCAAUUUCACUGUGGUGUGCCCUUCAUUUAAUAACUAUUUCAUCCUUACAAAACUAGUUUUGGGUCAUUCAGAUAAUAGAAACUAUUUCCAGCAUGCAAUAGGAACCUGGACUUGACAAUGAAAAUUUAUUUGCAGCUCAAGUACCUAGAGACUGUGGCUGGGGUGAGGUACCAGUAAGAAGCUAUUAUUAUGGGCUCUUACAUCAAUGUGACAACUGAUCACCUGUCUUCAACAAUGGCAAAGCUACUCAGUUAUUGAACAAAAACCUCAGUUCUGGUCACCUUGUUAUGAAGAGGAUGAUUAUUAAGCUGGAGAGGGUUCUGAAGCGAUUUACCAAGAUGGUACUAGGAUUGGAGUUAUAAAGGAGAGACUGGGACUUAUUUUUUCCAACCGAAGCAUGGGAGUUUGAAGAGUGACCUUAGACGUUUAGAAAAUCAGGACGGGCAGAGAUAAAGGGAAAUGACCAGGGUAUUUUCCCUCAGGUAGGGGAAUUCAAGACUAGGGGACAUUUUGAAAAGGCAUGAGGGGCAUUUCUCCACCCCACACCCCCACAGUGUGGUUCACAUGUGGCUAGAACUUCCAAAGGAAAUGAUGGAUGCAGGUAGUUAUAUGUAAAAAGACAUUUUGAUAAGUACAUGAAUAAAAAAAAGUUUUGGAAGGAAAUGCUCCAAGCACAGGCAGGUGGGAUUAUGGUAAGCAUGGAUGGGUUGGACCAAAAGGGUCUGUUUCCAUGAUGUAUGACUUUGACUGUUUCCCAUAAAGUCCCAAGAUCAACAAAGUCCCUUUGCAAUGGUGAAGAAAAUAUUGCACAGUCCCUUCCUUUUAAGUUCUUUAAAACCCACCAAAUGUCUUAUUCAAAAGGAUACAACUUUCCCCUGUCUUACAUAGACAGUGCCUCACCUGUCCAAAAAAAAAUCACCCCAGCAACCACUGCUUCCAACAGACACAUACUUGCCUAGUUUAAUUAGCAUGACUGCCAGAGACAGGGUACUAAAGAAAUGGUUGAAAAGGACAGUAAAUGCAAUGCUGUGUACAACUUUGCAGCCUCAUUUGAAUGCUAAUGAAGUAAACAAAUCUAAAAUAUGUCCUUAAUAACAGUGAUUGUUUUGUGGUAACACUCUAAUGGUAAUAGGCCCAUUUGUUAGUGCUGGAGACCUAGUUAUAAUUCUAUUAUCUCUGUGACCUCUAAGUAAUUCAUGACCUACAGCUAACAAGGACGAUUCUGUUGUUAAAUUGAGGUCACAUUAUAACCAAUUUGUUCAUCAGUCCUGAAAUGAAUCGUAAUUUAUAACUUAAACAAAAGCAUUUGUAGGAAUAAAAGAACUGUCAUGCAAUGUACU